AUGGAAUCAUAUGAUAAAUCAAGUACUGAGGUUAAUGAGGAUGGUGUCGACGGUUUAGUCAAGGAGUUUGAAAAGGAAGGUAUGAAGUUAAAUUCAAAGAGGGUUUCACUUUCAAGUAGUACAGGUAUAUCAAAUACUCCACCAAACACAUCACCACCUAUUAAUUCGUCUAUUCAAUUGCAACAACAAUCUCAGCAAUCAAACUUUAAUCCAUUAUCAGUAUCAAAUAAUUUAAUGCCACAAAUAUCACCAUUUAUUUUAGGUUAUGCAAGAGAGGAUAUGUCAAAAGAUGAUGAGUUGGCAAUUAUUCCAAGCUACUUGAUGCCUUUACAUCCUUUUGCAUGCUAUCAUUCCUUAAAUUUCUUGUUAGAUUACUUUAAACAAUCAUGUUUUUAUCCAAAUACUUUAAAUAAUAAUAAUAACGCCAACAACAAUAGUAAUAAAGAACAUUUAAAUAAAUCAUUAAAUGAAAUAAUAGACAAUAAACUUCAAAUCACAGAGGCUUUAACUAAAGUAAUCUAUAAAUUUAUUUAUAACGAACACCCAGAAUUAUUAUCACGUUUAUCAAUUUCAAUCGAUGACUUUGUAAUGUUAUUGUUCUUGGUAGCAGAGUAUUAUCAUAAUUCAAUUAUUGACCCACUAAAUAAUACAAGCCAUAGUUUAAAGAAAUUAAAAUCAUCAUCAUUAAAACCAGCAGCUGCAUCCCAAUCAAGUUUUACCCCAUCAUCAGCAACAUCAUCAACAUCAAAAUCAAAUGUCGCAAAUUAUUCAUAUUAUGAAAUUUUAAACAAUUUAAUAAAUAUUUCAACACCUUUAACAAAAUCAUUUGGCACUGACUCUGAAUUUCAAAAGUUACUAAAUGAUAUUGGCGAAAAUGACUCUAAUAAUAAUGAAGAAAGUAAUAGCAGUAAUUUUUAUUUAAAAAACAACUACUUGGAUUUAUCAAAUGACUAUAUUCAAAUUAAAGAACAAUUGGAAUUGAUAUUUAAAUGGAUAGUUGACUUUAUUGGUUUCAAGCUAUUUGAUAAUGUAUCUUCUCAAUUAUCAGGUAGAGAUCCAACUACUUUAGAAAGAGUUAAACUAAUUAAUCAAAAUAACGUUGUCAAAUUGAAGAGCUGUUUAUUCAAGUGCUACAACUAUAUUAAAAUUGCCUCAAUUGUCAAUAUCACAUUACCAAAUAUCUCAUUUAAAGGGUUUUUGCCACUUCCACACUAUUUAAUUCAAUCAAAUAUUUAUAAACCAGUUAAAAAACUCUCAACAUCAACACCAAUUUCCCCAUUAAAUAAUAGCGGAUCAAGUCUAGUGACAAGUGGAAGUAGUGUUCUUAGCAGUGAUGGGCUUGAAAGACAAAGAAAUUUAUUUUUAUCAUCAUUAGAGCAAGAUGAUGAGUCCUUUAGUGAAUUGGUUGCAGUUUUAAAGAAUAAGUUAUAUAAAGAUUCACCAAUCUCUUUAGAAAAUAUUGAAAUUAUAACACUAGAGGAGUUUAAUAAUAGAACAAAAAAUAAUUUAACAAAGCAAUCUCAACAACAACAACAGCCACAAUCACAACAACACCCCUUACUUUAUAUGAAACAGUAUAAUUAUUCAAGUUCAAGUUUACGUCAAGAUGACUCUUCAAUUAUUGAUGAUUAUCAAUUGGACUUGUUUACAAAUGAGGAAUUGUUAUUAUAUUAUGGAUACACAUCAUUGGAGGAAGAAAUGGGCUUCAUUAGAUUCGAAAUUCAAGUAUUUAAAUCAAUUGAACAAUUAGAAAAACAAUUUACCGACCAAGAUGAAUUAGAUAGAGAAAUUAGAUUAAUGAAGAUUAAGAAAUCAAUUUUAGAAAGCUAUUUAGGUGAUUUAAAUUCAUCAACAUCUUCAAUAAUAACAACUAUUAACAAUAGCUCUGCUGUUGAUAUUACUGUUAGUACAAGUAGUUUUAAAUCAAAUAAGAAGCUCGUAGAUACCAUUACAUUAAAAAGAAAAGAGGGCUACUAUUUAGAUUUCCUUAGUCAAGAAAAUAUUUUAGGUUAUAAUCUAUUAGAGUUAACAAGAUUAUCAAAGCUUAGAGAGGUCGAAAGUUACUUUUAUGAAGAGGGUCAAUUAUCAAAGCAAAUUAAUCUUAGAAACGAAAUGGAAACCUUAGUUUAUCUAAGUAAACAGUUAAAAUUAGUUUUAAUAAGAAUUACAUCAAAACUAAAUUUAAUUUCAACUUUAUUAACAAACAACAGUAGAGAUCAAUUAACAAAUAGUGGGUCUAUUGGCAGUUAUAAUAAUAACAACAUUUUCUUGUACGAGUUGGAAAAGUAUUAUAAAUCACAUUUAUCAAUUAUUGAACAAUCAGUUAUUCUUCUUUCAAAUUUAAAGAAUCAAUUCACUAAACCAACUAUUAAAUCAGUACCAUUUAUAAAACCAACUGACGAGAUUUAUAGAAGAUUCGAAAAUUGGCUUAAACAAGGUGGUGUUCAAUUCCCAAAAUUACAAAUUGCAAAUUUCACAGAUUCAACUGGAAGAGGUGUUGUCACAACAAAGAAGGUCGAUGAAGACGAGGUUGUUGUUAGUGUCCCAAGAAAGUAUUUGAUAAAUGUUGAUGUUGCUAAAAGUAAUCCAAUUUUAGGUCCAAUCUUCGAGGAGCUUCAUUUAAAUGAUGAAACUAUUCUUUUCUUAUUUGUAAUUUAUGAAAAAGAAAACCCAAAUACUUUUUGGAGACCAUUCUAUGAUACACUACCAUCAUACUUUACAACAUCUAUCCAUUACUCAUCUACUGAAUUAUUAGAGUUAGAGGGUACCAAUUUAUUUGCAGAGACUCUUGCAGUUAAACAACAGCUACAAGCAUUUAGAGAUUAUUUAUUCCCAGAGCUAUCAAAUCAAUAUCCAGAUAUUUUCCCAGAAAGUGUCUUCUCUUGGGAAAACUUUUUAUGGGCAAGAUCAUUAUUGGACAGUAGAGCAAUUCAACUAAAGAUUGAUGGAAAGAUUAAAAGCUGUUUAGUACCAAUGGCAGAUAUGAUUAACCACCAUACCAAUGCACAAAUCUCUGAAAGACAUUUCGAUCAAGACUCUAAUUGCUUUAGAAUGGUUUCAAGUUGUAAUAUACCUGCAAACAAUCAAAUAUUUUUACAUUAUGGAGCACUUCAAAAUUCAGAUUUAGCAUUGUAUUAUGGCUUUGUUAUACCAAAUAAUAUUUAUGAUAGUUUCCACGUAGGCUAUGAAUUAGAAGCCGAUGAGGCAGAGGAAGGUGAAGAAUCAGUACAAGAAUUAAAAAAACAAAAAGAUAAAUUAUUAAUUGAUCAUAAUUUAUCGCCAGAUUCAAAUUAUUUAAGAAAAGAUAGAAUACCAACUAAAAAUUUUGCAUGCCUUAGAGUUAUCCUUUUAACCAAAGAAGAAUUUAACCCAUAUAUUGAUAUCUGGAACCCAAUCAAUUUAAAAAAUGAAACAGCAGUAUUACAAACUCUUUAUCAAUUGGUUUUAAUGUUAUUGAAAUCGUUCUCAUCAACUUAUCAAGAAGAUCAACAAUUGCUAGAAGUCAUGAUAAAUAAAGAUAAUGAUAGUAAAAAUAAUAUUGAUAAUGAAUCAGUCGAUAGCAAUAGUAACAAUAAUAAUAACAACAAUAAUAGUGAUAAUGAUAAUGGUAUUAAUAUAGGUAAUAUUAAAAAGAAUUUAAGUUCAAAUGAAUUAUCAAAUAAUAAUAACGGCAACAAUAGUGAUAAUAAUAAUAACAAUAGUAAUCAUAAUAGCAGAGAUGAAGAUGAUGAAGAAUAUAGCGAAGACGAUUCAGAAUCUACCAAUUCAGAAAAUGAUCUUCAAUCAUCAGAACAAAUGAGAAUGGUAUUACAAUAUAGAAUCGAACAAAAACAAAUUCUAACCUCGACAAUUGAAAAAAUUGUUUUAUUAAUGGAAGAAAUGGGUCUUGAGUUACCACAAUCACCAGAAGCAAGCGAUCAAGAAUAUGACGAUGAUCAAGAUGAAGAUUUCACUUUAUCAUCAGAUAAUGAUGAAUAUUUUAGCGAUACAAAUGAAAAUGAUGAUUAAACAUUUUCCAAAUUUAAAAAUAAACAUUAUUAAUAACCAAA
Messenger RNA from Dictyostelium purpureum, 4049 nucleotides. RefSeq lists its product as uncharacterized. The transcript has 2 exons. Gene Ontology annotation, biological process: peptidyl-lysine monomethylation. NCBI's taxonomy places the organism in Eukaryota, Evosea, Eumycetozoa, Dictyosteliales, Dictyosteliaceae. Gene Ontology annotation, cellular component: nucleus. The record is from RefSeq and is a predicted model, not a curated record. Gene Ontology annotation, molecular function: protein binding; protein-lysine N-methyltransferase activity. Bases 1 to 4008 code for a protein of 1335 amino acids.